Stegodyphus dumicola is the source of this 3809-nucleotide messenger RNA. RefSeq lists its product as uncharacterized. The record is from RefSeq and is a predicted model, not a curated record. NCBI's taxonomy places the organism in Eukaryota, Metazoa, Arthropoda, Arachnida, Araneae, Eresidae.
AUGAGCUUUAACUUGUUUCCCUACGAGAUUACUUGCUGAAGAUAGGUUCUCAGGCCUUAUGCUGCUUACCUGAUAAGGAAAUCAAGACUUUUUCCACUUAAUUAGUGUAUAUUAAAUAAUCAAGACUUUUCCACUUAAUUAGUGUCUAUUAAAUAAUGAUCACGAUAGUAUCUACUUUCAGUGACACCAAACUCAAGCAGCAAGCGUCUGAGCCUUAUAUGUAAAUAAUUUAGAAGACUGAUUUAUAUAAUUAAUUUUACUAUUUCUACUUUCAUAUAGAAUGCUUUUUACUGUUUUUAAUUGCAAUUUUAGCGAGGUAUUCCUCAGAAGACUCGCAACCACCAAUGAUAAGUCAGCUUGCAGCCCACGUGACAACUGGUCACGCCAUUUCGCCAUUAGCUCCUGCCCUUCUGGACUCACACUUCAAACUUAUUCUCUUUUCAGCGCCCAAAGAGCAAACAUCUGAUGACAGCCGGAACACAUCAAGCAGAAUGCUUGAUAAUCUCGGCAUAAGUGUAACUUGGAACUAUUGCGAUCAUUUCUACUCUGGAUUUUGCUGAGUGAACGUUACUUUUGACUUUCUGUGAUUUUUUCUUUUUCGCCAUUUCGUUUUUCUACACGAUGUCUGCCAAGCCAGUUUAUUCUGCAUCUAAUGUGCUAUUUGAGGAUCCCGAUUGUCCGUUCCGUGAUUCGGAUGAUGAUUUAAUCGAUGAAGUGGAUGAGAUCUUUCUUGAAAAUCCUAUGGAUCUACCCUUGUACUAUCAUGUGGGUUCUGGAUUUGAGGCUUCUUCCUCAUCAGCUGGUGGUCCUGUGUAUAUGGCUGGUACCCAUGAACGUUGGAUCGAUGAGGCGAUUGUACUCACAGAGAAGUCUCGUCGACGGAACCAUAAAUAUCAUGCCGAGGAAAUUACCUUCCGGGCCAGUAUAGAUAUGGAACGGCUGCCUCAGGAUGUUCAAGGCGUGCCCAUGGUUCGAAUUCCUGACACCGUCCGGGAAUUAUUCGAACAGCUCAUUCGCCAGACGACAGCCGAUUUGGGUCCCUCGGACCUUUUUGUAUCCAAGCAGAUUUUGUAUCCAAGCAGAAGAUUUUGUAUCCAAGCAGAAGGGCUGGAUAAGCCGAUAAGUACUUUCCUCAUGCAGUUUCGACUUUAACACUUGAAAAGAUUCUGGCUGCCGUGAUGAAAGUGUUGCAGUCGAAAGACAAAAUUGAACUAGACACAGGGUUCUCGGUGGACGUGAUCACCAUUAGACGACCUGUCGGUGCUGGACGAAACAGGAAAGUAGUCAACAUCUCUAUGGAUAGGAUCAGUAAAAAAUCUAACCUCUCUAUUCCAUACGACGACGAAGGACUCUGUUGCGCUAAAGCAAUUGUGUAUGCGUUGGCGCAUCUGAAUAAGGACACGACUGCCAUCAAUGCCAUGCAAAAGCGUUGUCGACCAGCCCUUGUGAAACGUGCCAAGGAACUUCAUAUGGCUCAUAUGGCUUCAUAUGUUCCUCUAGGCCCUUGCACGUUUGCCGAGAUAGCCAUAUUUGAAGACCACUUGGAUGUGCCGUCUUUUCUUCGGAAAACUUGAACCGAGUGGUCUAUAAAGGAAAGAAGAGGUCUCAACGGAUCAAUUUAUGGCUCCACAAUGGAUAUUACGAUGUCAUUAAGUCCCUCAAAGAGUUUUUUUGCCAGCAAAUACUAUUGUAAUACUUGCGAAAAGGCCUACCAAAUGCCUGAAAGUCAUAGAUGUGCCAAUGCCUGUCCAUAUGUUUGAGGAUCGACUGGAAUGGUCGCUGAAAUGGAGAAGCUGGGUCGAGACGUCCUGUAUCACGACACAGACUCCAUCAUCUAUACUACCAACGGUCGCAAUGAUCCUCCCUUGGGUCACUUCUUAGGGGAAUUUACAGAUGAAUUGGAUGGAGAUAUCAUCAAAACCUUCGUGUCAGGAGGUCCGAAAAAUUAUGCGUAACAGACGGUAUUAGGAAAACUUGUUGCAAAGUCAGAGGAUUUUCGUUGAACUUCGAAAUUCCCAGCUCUUAAAUUUUGAAGCCAUCAAAAGUCUCCAAAAGGAUGUCAUAGCUCUGCACAACCCCUCCAAAAUCACCCGAGGACCAAAAACAAGAAAAGCUGUGAAUAAACCCGAAACAAAAUCAACUUUGACAUAUAAACUACUUUUCGCAAACACGCACUUUUUUCUCGAAAUGGGAUGUUUCUUCAGCUUUUCUUUUGGCACAAGAGCUGGCCGAUUAUCUUGGAGCAUCUUGGGUGCGGUCUUCAUGGCUCAACACUUUAUCAUUCAAAGGCAUAGGUUCUUUCUCAAAUAGGUUUUCCAUUUGAAAAAAGUAAAGACAAAUUAAGCACAUAUUGCAAAUUCAACUAUUUUUAAAGAUUAAAAAAUCCGAAAACAGUUUAUUUCAAAAAGUUACUUACCUCUGGUGCGUUGUGGUUUCGUGCCUGAUCCAUUCGAAGAAUGAUAGACGGUGGUAGAAACAAAAGCAGGUACGUACACUCUGGGCAACAGGUAGGAAAGAAAUGUGGAACGUUGCUCGGGAUAUCCUUAUAUCGGGUAGGAACUCUUUAUUUCAUCUGAAAGAUGAUUGGUUAAGAGACGGUGAGGUCAUAUUUCAAAGAAUCUGAUUGGUCGACAGAAAAGGAUCCAUACACCUUAGCGGAGGUAUACAAAGGUGUGAUACGGCAGACGUCAUUUUGUAAGACAACAUGUCCCAACAAGAAAUGGAUGAUGCCAUUCCAAACAUGUGUUUAAGAGCUCGUUGGCAUAAACAUAAAAAUUGUUCCUUGCCACAAAAAAUAAAAACUUUGAUAACAAAAUCGUUGCCACAGAAUAAAAACGAAAGUUUGAUGAUGUCAUUCCAUCACGUGAUACAAGAUGGCGCUGGUGUCGUCACUUCCGGUUGUCACGUGAUAUCCAAGAUGGCGGAUACCACGCCCCUUUUCUGUGACGUCACUUCCGUCCGCCGAGUACGGCCGCUUACUACUAAUUGGCCUGUUAGAUAUGUUUUUUUUAUGAUUUUGCAGAUAUUUCCAAAGAGAGCCAUCAUUAAGUUUGGAAAUAAAUUCUUCUUUGUUUUUUUAAUCAUAGAUAAUUAUCUUAAUUCUUCCAUUGAAGAUAUUGAUUUCUAUUUUUAAGUCUGAUCCCAGUUUCUGUGCAACAGUUUAAGCGUUCUGUUUCGUUCUUUAAUAAUUAUGUCUCUGAUACUGCGUAGAAGUAUAAUAUUAUGAUUUGUAAGUUGAAUUGUAACAAUAACAUCUGUAUAAGUUUUUAAGAUAUUCCGUGAUAUAAGUCCGUGAGUUUUUUAAUAGCAUAAUCAAUGUAAUGUUUACUUGAAAGAGGGAAAACAUUUGACAGAUGUUUAAUCAAGAUGUUAUGAACGGUAAUCCAAACAGUUUUAUUUUUUAUGAUGGGGCCAUCUUCUUUAGUAAUACCUAUAGAAGCGAUAAUCAGAAAAUUCUGCCUUGACUUCCAGAGCAACAGGUAUAGAGGUGUUAGAUAAUAUAAUGCCUAGAAUAUCUGAUUUACGUGGAUCAACAGGUGUGUAGGAAGAUUCGAUCGGAACAUGUAAGGUAUGAUUAGUAAUGAAGCUGUGCAAAACGCGGUAGUUGGUAUUUGUGCGCCGAGAGCCCCAAUCAAUAUGUUUAACGUUGCUAUCACCUGUUACGAUGAUUUGGUAAAGAUUAUCCAGUUCCAGUUCUGUUAAUAAGCGAAUUUUUCUUCAACACGGUGUGCUAUUGGUUCCUCUAGCUAGCAUUAUUGACUUUGCAAUAAUGCUUAUGUGAAUUCUUAUUAAAAAUUGCCAAUGCUCCA